AUGAAAUAAAAACUUUGGAUAGCUAUUCCUAAUGAAUUGAAAUGGAAAAAUGAAAAACCCAUUUUGAAAUCUGAAUUCUAAAAGUCUAACAAAAAAUUGAGAUAUUUGAUUGCUUAUGAUCAUUAUAUUCUUAUUACAAAAGUAUCUGAAAAUUCAAUAUUAAUAAUAGAAACCUGAAGAUCCUCCAAAGAAAUAUCUAAAGCUUGAUUUUGAAACCAAAUUUGAGAUACUUAGAACUCAAAUUUAAAAGAAAGAUGAAGAUGAUGAUUCAUUGGGUACUAUAAUAGGAAUGAAUCUAAUGAGAGAUCAUGGAUAAGAUUAAAUGCCAAGCUAUACAUUAUCAGCAAAUGAAAAAGUGAUAACUUAAUGGAGAGAAUUUUUUUAAUCUAGAAUUAAUUAAUGGUAAUUUCAUCAUCUUUUUAGAGUAUUCAAGAAAAUUGGAAAGGGUAAUUUUGCAUCUGUAAUUAUUACAUUAAAUUUUAGGUUUAUUUGGGAGAACGUAUAGAAGAUGGUGCAUAGAUGGCAAUUAAAGCAUUUUCAAAAUAAGCAGCAUAUGCAGAAGAUCAUGGAAAAGAAGCUAUUGUGAAUGAAUUAACAAUAAUGAGAAAAUUAAAUAAUCAUCAUCUAAUGAGAAUGUAUGAAAUAUAUGAAACAUCAAAUUCACUUUAUGUUGCACUUGAAUUAUUAGAAGGUGGUUCAUUAUAUGAUCUAAUCAAAGAAAAAGUCAUUUUAUCUACAAAAUAAAUUUAAUAAAUUUUAGUAGGAAUCUUACAAGGAUUGUGUCACAUGCAUGAAAAAGAUAUUAUGCAUAGAGAUUUAAAAUUAGAAAAUAUUUUAUUCAAAUAACCAAAGUAAUAUAUUUAUUAAAUAAUAUUUAAUAGGAAAAUGGAAACAGUGGUUGUAGCAGAUUUUGGUUUAGCCACUCAUGUAAAUGAACCAGUUUAUUUAUAUUGUCGAUGUGGAACUCCUGGUUAUGUUGCACCUGAAGUUAUCAAUAUUAAAGAUAUGAAAGCCCAUUAUAGUUCUGUUUGUGAUAUUUAUAGUCUUGGAUUAGUCUUUUAUUUAUUAUUAACUGGUAAACCUGCUUUUCCUGGAAAAAGUUAUGGCACUGUUGUCAAAUAAAAUAGAGAAGCUACUAUUGAUUUCACUUUAAAAUAAUUGUAAAAUGCUCCUAACACUGCUGUUGAUUUAAUAAAAAGAAUGCUUGAAAAAGAUCCUACUAAAAGAAUAACAGCACAUUAAUGUUUAUAGCAUCCAUAUUUAGCAGAAAUGAAUUAAAUAAUGUUAGAAGAUAAUUAAAAUGAUUUUAUUGAUGAAGGAGAAGAUAAUGAUUUAGGAAUGAGAAUGAAUGCAUUAAAUGAAGAGUAAAUUAUUAAAUAAAUUCUUGUAGAUCAGUUAAAUUUGAUGCAUUCAGAAGAAAUCAAGUGAUGAAUUCGCCUUAAUCAUCUCCUGGUGCUUUAGCUACUAAAUAAUUAAAACAUUAAAAAAAUAUUGAUUCUUCAAAUUAACUAUAAUUAAAUUCACCUUUAUUGACUGGUAAAACUGAUAGUGUUGAUAGUAUUCCUAAUAUUGGAAUGACUUAAUAGAAAUAAUAAAAUAAUUUUUAAGCCUCUCCAUAAAUAAAACCUUCCAGAUUUAAAUAGUAUAAAUUAAUUUUUUAUUUUUAUAGAACCAUUCCCUAAUAAAAAUAAGAGAAUCCAUUAUUAAAAUAUACUUAAAAGAAAGAAUGA
Molecule: messenger RNA, 1730 nt
Organism: Paramecium pentaurelia
Lineage: Eukaryota; Ciliophora; Oligohymenophorea; Peniculida; Parameciidae
Source: the annotation of a GenBank genome assembly